GGGAGGACGCCGCGGUGAUUCCGAUUGCGGCCGCGAGGGGCGCUGCCGUACGACGAGCUACGGGCGCUACGGCGACGCGGAGCCACACCUAGGAGUUUCUCGACGUUUUCACGAGGAAAACCGUGUUGGAGGCCCGUGCUGGUCGAGUUUCAUCCGAGCCCGAGCAAUGGAAGGCUACGAGGAAGACGACGACACCCACUUCUGCAUCAAGUGUAACUUGACAAUCCACGGGCUCGACAAUUAUGUGCGGCACCGUCGGUCGAGCUGCCGGCCGUCCAACGUUAAAAUCGAGAUUGUUCACGAGCCACCGUCGACGCCGACGACGGUGUCCUAUCCCGAGAUCCUGAACGCGGACGCGUUCUUCAGCUCGCUGGAAUUACAGAGCAACGCUCGCCGUGCGCCGACUUUGUUGGACAACAGUCGAAAGUUCAAGAAAGAUGACAAGAGGAAGAAGGACCAGAAAGGCCAGGUGGAUGGUGACGAGACGAAGGAUAAGCUUAACAGUAUGUUACCCGCCGUCAGCGAUCUGGACGAGCCACCGGAUCUGUGCAUCCAGUCCCUCAAGCAGACCGCUCUCGAACGCAAGAGGCACGAGAAUCAGCAGAGUUGGCUGGAUGAUACUAUUCUCGCCGACCUUGCUUUGGGGAAUAGCGCGAACAAGGAGCUGGCGAGAUACGACUUCGAGUACGAUGACUCCGAGGACGACAUGCUGGAGGAGGAAUUGGAGGUGGAUUCCUAUUCAGAUUCGGAUGACGGCGAAAAUCGGGAGCGCCCGCCGCGUGAUCACACCGGCGGAAAGUGGAAGCCCGGACUCGACGAUUUGCCGCAGGACAUGCCGCAUAUGCAUGAGGAGGACGACGAUCAUCAGGAACAUCCACCGCCGACGUAUACCGGCGGCAAAUGGCGACCCGCGGAGACGUCGCAAAAGGUCGAGGAAUACGAAAGCAAGGACACCUCCGGACAGCCGCCGCCAGGACACACGCGAGGGAAAUGGGUACCGGGUGCACGAACGGAUAUCGAGUCGGGAUAUUGGUGCAAUCCUUGCGGCAGGAAGCUCGCCUCACGAUUGGUCUACAACAGGCAUCUGCUCUCUGAUUUGCACGCCAGGAGGAGCAUUAAGGAGCUCGACGACGGUCUCCCUCUACGGCGCGGAAUAAAUUCGCACGCGAGAGUAUCCAGAAGAGUGUCCACUCGUAGGCAGUCCUCGUUUACGACGAGGACGAAAGAGGAGCCCGAGCCGAAGAAAGUUAAGAAAGGUCUGCGCCGAAGAGAGAAGGAGAUUCUUCUCUGCGAGAUGUGCCGCGCGCGCGUGAGGAGGCCUCAAAUGGGUAAACAUUUGCUCUCCCAUUACCAUUGCCGUGUGUCAGGUGUCCUCGUGAAUCCUCGCAAUCCAAAUGUACGCCGUUUCCUUCUGGAGCACAUAGCGAACGUGGUUCGACAGAGCCCCUUCCAGUGCGCCCCUUGUCGCUUUUACUGCAACACCGAGGACACGUUCCUACUUCAUUGGCGGUCUGAUCUUCACUCCGAGACCGUAGAACAGAUCGGCGGUAGUUGCCGAUGCACUCCGUGCAACUUCUGGUGCGAAGACAACACGACAAUGGAGUCUCACCUUCUCAGUACGAGUCAUCGUGACGUUGUAUCGAUGAUGAAGGGCUCCGUGCCGGUGGUAAUUAGUCGUCAACGUACGUUAGCCUGCGGCAGUUGCGAUCGGCAAUUCCGAUACAACUUCCAGCUGCGGUUGCACGCCAAAGAGACCGGUCACACCGCAAGUCACACCGCGUCGGACGCGUAUCAGCAGCGUAUCAAAUGCGAUCUAUGCCCCCAAGUCGUCCGUUCCCUGGUCGCGCUUCAACGUCACGUGCUGACCAGUCACGUCGCCAAGGACGAGGAAAAGGGCGAGGUCGCGGCGGCCGAGCGGCCGGCGCCGUACUUCUGUUCCUUCUGCUCGAUGAACUUCACCACCGCCCAAGAAGCGGUUCUGCAUCGGAGAACCUCUAGUCACAAGGAAGCUGUGAAAGCGCGCAAGAGUGAGGAGGGUCUGCUGGAGACAGUGCGGGAGUGCCCUCACUGCGACCGGAAGCAGCCGAAUCUCGCGGCGCACAAGAGUCAUCUCCUUCUGUGCCAUCCGGAAAUUUGCCACAGAUGUCCUCGAUGCGGCAUGCUUUUCGCCCUGUCGCAAGACGUCACCAGGCACACGCGAGAGGGUAAUUGUCUCAAGAACGAUAAGUCGGACGCGGCUGAGGCGGAAAGCGCGGAGAACAAAUGGAAGUGCAAGGUUUGCAUUUUCUCGACUGGCUCCAAGGCCGAAUUUAUUUUUCACGAGGCCCUGCACGCCGGUGCCGUUCAAGAUACGGACAAAGGGGCGUCCGGCUCGAGCAAAUUGUUGCCGAAAUAUAAGUGCCCGAGUUGCGCGAAAGCUUUCCCGAAAACGUCGCUGCGGAAUCACAUCAGGCAGCAUACGGGGGAGAAGCCCUUCCCGUGCGUCAAGUGUUCGAUCUCGUUCUCCAGGCGAUCGCAUCUCGUCAUUCACCAGAGGAUAUGCAAUAUUUCGUCGAAAUCUCUCGACAAAACCGGCCGUCGGCGGAGCUUCAUCUGUUUGCAUUGCAAAGAAGGCUUCUACACAAAACAUGCCCUUCGACAGCACAUGCUGCGACAUGCUGGCAAGAAGUACAAGUGCGGCCUUCCGGGUUGUCCAACGAUUCUUCGUACCGCGACCGAGCUGAAGACUCAUCGAAAGCUGGUCCACGACAACAUCGAGAAACAGCAUUCGUGUCCCGAUUGCGCCUACGCCGCUAAAACGAAGACGCAGUUGCGCAGACAUAGGAUACGGCACGAGGAUUCCGCGAACGCCGAGAAGGUUCAGAUCCAUUCCUGCACUUACAACGGCUGUAAUUUUACGACGAAGCUCGGCUCGAACCUGCGGAGACACACGCGGCUGCAUACAGGCGCCAAACCGUACCAGUGUCGACAUUGUUCCUACGCUAGUAACACUCUGGAAAAUCUCCGGAAGCACAUACUAUCGACGAAUCUGCAUCCGGGCAAGACGAUCUACGAGUGCGAGUUUUGCAAGAGGGAGAAAGGGAAAGAGGCGGAUUCGUUCUGCACGAAUUUCGCCAAGGAACUCCGUGCUCACCUGCUGGUAGCUCACACUGAAGACUUCCCGUCGCCAAGUCAUGCGAACAGCUAUACAAAGAAUAUUUUCAGACCAACUUAGUUUUAAAAAAAGGUGAGAGAAUGAUGUCCUCUCGAUUUCAUUAAAGUCUGCGAUUUAUAUUAUACAUGCCAUACAUUGAAUUAAUAAAAUGUAUCAAUCCAUAUCUCUAAACGGUCUUUUCACUUUCCCUGCUGUCACAUAAAUUCUUUCUUAUUAAAACGAAAUCUUAUCCUUUUAUUGUUUGUGAUAAGAGAAGAUGAUCGCAAUACUCUACAUUGAGAAAAAUUUCUAUUGGAGAAACCAAUUGA
Messenger RNA from Vollenhovia emeryi, 3462 nucleotides. RefSeq names its product zinc finger protein 600. Gene Ontology annotation, cellular component: nucleus. The record is from RefSeq and is a predicted model, not a curated record. The coding region runs from base 167 to 3214 and encodes 1015 amino acids. The transcript has 9 exons. Gene Ontology annotation, biological process: regulation of transcription by RNA polymerase II. Lineage: Eukaryota; Metazoa; Arthropoda; Insecta; Hymenoptera; Formicidae. Gene Ontology annotation, molecular function: DNA-binding transcription factor activity, RNA polymerase II-specific; zinc ion binding; RNA polymerase II transcription regulatory region sequence-specific DNA binding.